Cynara cardunculus var. scolymus (artichoke) is the source of this 1609-nucleotide messenger RNA. RefSeq lists its product as uncharacterized. Lineage: Eukaryota; Viridiplantae; Streptophyta; Magnoliopsida; Asterales; Asteraceae. The transcript has 3 exons. Bases 252 to 1196 code for a protein of 314 amino acids. The record is from RefSeq and is a predicted model, not a curated record.
UACGUCUCCCCAACCAAUCUCCCGAUUUACUCUCCUCUGGAACCUAGACUUGGUUUCCUCAUGGAAUCGCAUUCUUUUUUCGUCGUCAGCCUCCAGCACAGAUCUGCUUCCUCAUCUAAAAUCGAGGCUUCUUCUCCAUUGAAAUCGCUGCGGUUCAUCCCUGUCGAUUGGUCACUGUCACUCUUACAGCAUCAUAUAUUUGUUGUGUGAGAUGGAAUCAAUCAUCUAGAGGCUUUAUCGAAUAAGCCAAAAUGGAAGAAAAUAAUGGGAGUGGUAGUAGUAAGCAUCAAAACGAAGUCCUCGAGGUUUCUAACAGCAGUAAGCAAGAUAAUUCGGAUGUUGAGGGUACUAGUACCAUCGAUGAUCAAAACGAGCAUCUUCAUGCUAUCAUUGCCGACGAGAUUCCACUUAAUCGUGCCAAGAUGGUUGGCCAUGCUCCUCUCACCUCCUCAUCUGCUUCUUCGUGUUCUUCAAAUUUGUUGGAUGUCGAUUACGAUGAAAAAGACGCAGUCGAUGUCUCCUCUAGUUCUGAAGAAAACGGUUCUCGAGAAGAUGCUGAAUCAUCGGCCGAUACUUCUAGUUCUUCGCCUCAAUGGAGCAUGGUGAGUGAAUCCCCGCUGCACGGACCCACGAUUGAAUCUUCGUCUUCACCCGAAAUUUCACCUCAAAGUUCGAGUUUGAAUGCAGUAAAUACGUCUCCGAUGCAAUCUCCGGUGGUACAAGUGAUGGGUCGUACUGGUAGUUAUGAUCCAAACAGGAUUCCUUGGUCUACGUUUACUCCAAAACCGGCAAACGAUACGGAUUGGGCUGCAAAUUCUAGUGAUUCGUUGUUUAGUCUUUAUAACGGGAAAUCCGGAGAACUUAACAAGGCAGAUUUCUCGUCUGGUCUGCCAACAGUGAUCGAAACGACAUUGGAAAUUGAUCAAAAGAGUGUAAGUACGAUUGGGGAAGCUGGAGAGAAAGAAAAUCUUGAAAUCCAAAGCGAGGCGCCAAAUGUUUCGAUAAAUGAAGACGGGAAAGGAGUCGAUCCGGCUAGUGCUGUAAUCGAAGAUGCAUCUUCAUUGAAGUCGGAUUCUAAAACAACUCCACCGCCAUCAACACCCCCGGCAACGGAGGGAGCCAUGGGAACGACCCCAAAAACUGGUGGCCGAAGAUGCUGCUUCAAUUGCUUCUCUUGUUGUUCGUCCCGUGGUUGAACUGUUUUUUAGAUAGGAUUCAUUCAAAACGACGAGAUCAGCCAUUGCGGGAUGACCCGAGUAUCUGAAUCUCUUUUCAAGGUCCAAAUGGUUCACCGACAUCGAUCCAGAAAUCGGAUUCGUUAUCAUGAUGAAAAGCCAAGGUACAUAGAUGUGAAAACAGAUUCAGUUCCGUACAACCGUUCGCGUUGCAAACCGAACGCUUCGGUUUUGGUUUCUAACAAGAAACUGAAACCAAACCGAAUUAAUUUGUUAAACUUGCUUUAUCUUGUAUUCGAAUCAUCGAUUUAUAUUCAUUUUUUUACUUGGGCUAUGUUCAGCCAUCUUAAUAAGCUAAGCCGUUAGCUGAAAAACAAGUUGUUUGGUUAAAGAGUAUCUCCUACAAAUUAUUCAAAAUUUAUCUGAAAAUGGAG